AACCAUGGCAACUAGAUAAGUAACCAUAGCAACUACUUUACUUCUACAGUUACCAUGGCAGAAAGACGGAGGAGUCAGGUAGUGCUAAUACUCUGUGGAUCCUUUAACCCGCUAACUUUCACUCACCUGAGGGUUCUGGAGAUGGCUAAAGAUCAGAUAACUGCUAAAUCAGGAGUAAGUGUGGUAGGUGGUCUAAUAUCACCAGCUCAUGACGAAUACAGCAGACAGAAGGACACUCUUAUCUCCGCUAAACACCGUAUCAAGAUGAUACGACUCACUCUAAGUGAACAGGAAGACAAGUGGGUUCAGCUGUGGGACUGGGAGGUGAACCAGCCAGGGUGGAGGUGCACUUCCGAGGUGCUCCUUGAAAGUGAGCGAGCGUGUAGGCAGAUCUACGGAGCCGGGGUUAGGGUCAUGCUUGUGUGUGGUAUUGAUAUGCUCAAGAAGAUGGCGGAUCCGGAGUGUUGGGCCCCGAUAGAUGUGGAGUUUAUAGUGAAGAGGUAUGGUUUAUUAGUACACAUGCGGAGAGGGUACGAUGUAGAGGAGGUACUGCAGGAGUUCCCGGAGCAUUACAGGCAGUACAUCCACCUGGUACCCAGUACCGUACAUUGUGAGGUGAGCUCUACAGAGAUAAGGAGUCUCACAGCACGUGGUCUCAGUACCCGGUACCUCCUCUCUAACAAGGUAGUCACGUACAUCAACAAGAACAGACUCUACCAGGGACACACCUCCCCCCGCGUGGUUAACCCCACCCUGAGCUUCACCCCACGCGCACCUGGUCUAAUGGUCGCUUACACUCCUCCCCCACGCGGCGGAUCUACCGGCGACUACGAAGAGAGUGAUGUGGAGUGA
Bolinopsis microptera is the source of this 852-nucleotide messenger RNA. RefSeq lists its product as uncharacterized. Gene Ontology annotation, molecular function: nicotinate-nucleotide adenylyltransferase activity; nicotinamide-nucleotide adenylyltransferase activity. Lineage: Eukaryota; Metazoa; Ctenophora; Tentaculata; Lobata; Bolinopsidae. The record is from RefSeq and is a predicted model, not a curated record. The transcript is spliced from 5 exons. Bases 55 to 852 code for a protein of 265 amino acids. Gene Ontology annotation, biological process: NAD+ biosynthetic process.